Molecule: messenger RNA, 7943 nt
Organism: Bacillus rossius redtenbacheri
Lineage: Eukaryota; Metazoa; Arthropoda; Insecta; Phasmatodea; Bacillidae
Gene: kraken
Product: probable serine hydrolase
Exons: 2
Coding region: 1073-2293 (406 amino acids)
Source: RefSeq, a predicted model, not a curated record
ACAAUAUCUCUGACCGUUCCUGUACAUAGUUCUACCCAGUUGGUUCUACCAAAUAUUUGGUUCUACCCAAUUCCUCAUUCCGUGGGUUUAUCUGUUAGUUCGACUCCUUUGUCUACGGGUUCGACCAAGGUUCGGCCACAGAAUGAACAAUUGGUUUAUUCUGUGGUUCGGCUAUCAACCUUAACCUAUUCAAAAAAUUAACUAUUGUCAUGCGACUGCGAAUGGUGUGAUUACGAAAUGGAGUUAUGGGUUUUGCUACAUUUUUAAAAAUAGCAAUUGAAUAGGGAACUUCAACAUGUUACACACAGACACCACUCCUGAGGAAAUAAAGAUAGAAGUGCCGUGGGGACAUGUGAACGGUGAGUAUGGGUGACUUAUCAGUAGGGCCAUUCCAUGAAAAUUAGGAAUUUUUUUUAAUUUAAAUGUUUUUUUUUUCUGGUUGAGAAAACAUUACGUAAAAGAUUUUAAAGUUAUGGUCUUUGACAAACCAUGUUGAAUUUUGACUCAUUUAACAUUGAACAGCUGUUUUAUUGAUUCUAAUGUGGCUGCUAUUCAACUGUUUCUAUUUUGCUCAUAGAGAGGCUACUUUCAGGUUCUUUGGUAAGUACAUGUCACAUAAAUGAAUGUAUAUUUAUAUUUAAGUUCAAAAUAUAGGGUAUGCACAAACAUAUUUCUUGCAAAAAAAUAAUUUAAUAACAUUUUAUUGCUACUAAAUUAAUUAUUAAAUUGUGAGUGUUGAAGAUGUCCCGUACGUGACAAAUUUAGGUUAUGUUUCAUGUUUCAUCAGGAACAAAUUGUCAUUAUAUCUUACUUAUAUAAAUUCAAACUGUAUUAGAAUGCAGGUAGCUAACUUAAUUUUUAUAUGUUUUAAUUGCAUUAAAAACAAUAACAAUUUUGAGAUACAAUCAUGUCCCGUACGUGACGUCACCUACGGGACAUAUGAAAAAUAUAAUGUUUUACCCAACAUAUGUAGAAUAUUCACCUAUCUAAAAUAACAUAUUAUGUGUUACAUAAAUUUAUUAUUUAAAUGUUUUACUUUUAGUAAUCAAUUUAAUUGGUUUUCAGUGACAAAAUGGAAUAUAAGAAGACAACAAGUGCUUCUCGGAUGAAAAAAAUGAGGGAAAAACAAAAGACUGCAGAUCCAGAUGGUUAUCUUGAGAAGGAAAGGAAACGGAUUGCAGAACUGAGAAAGAAUAAGAAAAAGAAAAUGACAGUGAAAGACAAGGCUGCCCAAAAAAUUUAUGAAAGAAAUAGGAAAAGACUUCAGAGAGCAAAGAAAAAUGCUAAAAAUGCAGCAAAAGCAAACAGUUCUGAUAUGUCUUCCUCUGGCACACCUUACAGUUGCAAGCAGACAUUAUCAAAAGCAGUUUGGAAGACUGCAAGGGCCUUACCAAACUCACCACGAAAACAAAAAGCUGUUGUGACAGGUCUUGCUAAACGCAUUGGUCUUCAACUGACUACAACAAUGGAAGAAAGUAUUGCUGGAACUAGAAACCGUUGUAAAGAAGAGACUUCUGUUAUAAAUUUUUUAUAUCGUCCAGAUAUAGUAUACACAUGCCCAGGGAUGAAAGAUGUAUUAACUGUGUGGGAAAAUGGAAAAAAAGUUAAAUUACAAAAGCACUUUAUGACUAUGUUUCUGCAUGAAGCAUUUUAUAUAUUCAAAGAAGAAAAUCCAGAUUAUAAAAUUAGUUACUCUAAAUUUUGUAGUCUAAGGCCAAAAAAUGUUUUGUUACUUAAAGAGACUCCUGCAGAGCAGUGUAAAUGCAGAAUACACGAGAACUUCAUUUUAAAACUUAAGGCCUUAAAACAUACAUACAACAAUGAAUUUUGGAAAAAUCUGUUGUGCAAUGAUUGCUUGAACUCUUUGUGUUGGCAGAACCUCUGUGAAGUUUGUAGUAAUGGGAAACGAAUGGUAGUCCCAAGAGAACCAGAUUCUAAAACCACUUGGAAAGAAUGGAAGAAAAAUGAUGAAAACAAAAUAAAGUUAGUUAUAAAAGAAGACUGUUUAGGUGAUAUAUAUGAAAAAUUGAUAGCAGAUAUGCCUAAAAUGAUGCUCCAUGUAAACACCAAAAGAAUACAACAUGAUGAGUUUGAGAAGGACAAAGCAAACGGUACAAAGCGUGUUCUGGAGGUUGAUUUCGCAAUGUCUUUCAGUUGUGAGUAUCAAAAUGAAAUACAAAGUGCUUUGUGGUCUCGUGCUAGUGUUGUUUUAUUCACUGCUGCUGUUUUUUGUAAUGGAAAUUGCAAAACUUAUAUACUUUUUCAGACACAAAAAAUAAGGAUAAGGACAUAGUCUUUGUGUUCUUGGAUUUCUUUUACACAGAAAUACUUAAAGAAAAUCAUGCAAUUUCUGAAGAAAUAAUUUGGAGUGAUGGGUCCUCUUCAGAGUUUAAAAAUAAAUUCAUGGUGAAAACAUUGGAAAUAUUGAACCAGAAACACAACAGAACAUUUACCUGGAAAUACUUUGCGACAUCUCAUGGUAAAGGUGUAGUAGAUGGUGUUGGUGGCAAUAUUAAACGCUUAGUAAGAAUGAAAAUGAUGACGCAAGGGGAGGGAUGCACAAUACAGUCAGCUAAGGAUUUUGCAGAAGUAGCUGCACAACUUGAUACCAAAAGCCAUUUAUGGUAUAUAGAAGAGGACCACAUUAGGAAUGAAAUUUUGUCCCAAAAUCCUUGGAGAAAUGUCCCUUCGAUCCCAGGAAUCAAGGAAUUCCACAUUAUUACAUGUAGCACUUCGUCAGGGUUCUAUGCAAAAAACAAUGAGCUGUCUAGAAAAAUUGCACUCUCCAAUCCGAAAGGGAAUCCAUUCAACUUCCCUGGAAAAUGGGUAGUCGUAUGCUAUGAAGGAAAAGAGUACCCUGGAGAAGUGGUGGAUGCAAGCGGAGAUCAAGUGCGGGUGUCAGUGAUGGUCCCUACAGGUCCCCCACAUCACUUCAAGUGGCCUCGACAACCAGACUGCAUUUGUUAUUUAAAAGAAGAUGUAGCAAGAGAGAUUUCUCCUCCAGUAGUGGUGAACAACAGAGGACUGUUUAAAUUUAUUGACAUUUAAAGUGAUCUUUAUGACCAUACAGAGUAACAGUUUUGUUAUUAAUUUUUUUUUUUAGUUAGGAUAUAGGCAGGUAGAACUACUCUAUCAUUUUAUUUAGUUACAUUUAAUCAAUUUCGUUUAACAUUUCUCUAUGAGUCAGGUUGUAUAAAUUUAAUUUUUUUCAACACAUCUUAAUUUCAAUAAAGAGCGCAGGCUUUCGCGGCCGUUGUCCGUACUUUCUAGGCUUCUGGGUUGUAGCCGCGUCAAAAUCAAAGUUUUCAUCGACGUUUCGGUCGACGUUAGUCACAAUCAUCAGGGAGAGAUUAAUUCAAUUAAUCUGCUCCCUGAUGAUGGCGACUGUAACGUCGACCGAAACGUCGAUGAAAACUUUGAUUUUGACGCGGCUACAACCCAGAAGCCUAGAAAGUACAACUUAAUUUCAUUUUCUACUGAAAAAUUUAUUCAGCACAAUCUUACUAAUGUAAAUGUCCCAUACGUGACAGCAUUGUCCCGUACGUGACAAACAGAAAAAAAAAAUUGUUUCUGAUUCAUUAUUGGAGGUUUUUCAUGCAUUUAUUGAUGUCUGUUUUUCUUAUUCUUAUACGUUCUCACAAAAAAUAAUACAAGAAUAUCAUGCUAGAAUUCGGGCUAAAGUUUCAGUAAAACGUGUCCUCUUGAAACUAAUGGUUGACUAUAUGUGUCCCAUACGUGACGGUUACAUUUGAUAGCAAUAUAUUGUUAACAAAGGUAUUUCUUAUCAUGUCUUAAGCUGAAAAUUUACACUAAAUGUGUAACUUCUGUAGAAACCAAGAAAACACAUGAAUAUACCCCUUAUAAUAUAAUUUUUCAUAGAAUUAUCUGUAUGAAAAUUUUUACAAAUGUCCCGUACGUGACAAUGGAAUGGCCCAGUAGCUGAUCUCAGCUCGGUAGAGUACUUUGAUAAGUAAAGUAAACGUAGAGACUUGCACAAUUCACGUCAUUUUCUAGCACCAUGCUAGACUCCAUGAUAACUGUCGCCAUUCGCUGCUGCCACAUUUAUACCUUUUGUCCAGAUUGGAUGUGAUUGGCUCAUCAGCAUUUUGUAUUUUUUUUUAUUAUUGGUUUGUUGUUGUUCUUCACGGCUUGACAGACUACCCAUGAGGGAUUGGUGUCAGACAAAUGUAUAAUUUUGAAAAUUCUAGCCUGGUUUCAAGUACAGUAGAGUCCCACUAAUCCACAUAGCUGGGAUCAGACCCUGUCCAGAUCUUCAAAAGUUUGGAGUAAAUUAAAUUUGCUUUAAAAUGAAUGUAAUACAAGUUUUAGAUGGGUAAAACUGUAAAAAUCGAUAUUAAAUACAUAAAUUGUCUACACUUUCUCAUCAUAGCCACUUAGGAAGUUGAACAUUAGAAAAAAAAAUUUUUUUUCAAUCUUGUACUGAUUAAUUGGAUGUCUGGAUGAGCGGGGUCCAGAAUAGUAUGACUACAUCAAUCCCUCACUUAGCACAUCUUCAAAUUGCACAAAUUCAUGUUGCGUGAUGUUAAUUUUACUGCCCCAGUCUUGAAUAGCACGACUGUAAAUUUUAGUUAGCACGAAAUCGACACAGGCAAAAAAAAAUUACGGAUGACGCCACAAAAUCUGUGGUAAACAGCAGAUAUACCAUGGUAUACAGUUAGCUAUACGAGGGGGGAAGAGUAGUGUGCGCAGGUCUGACUACUAUAAUGGCUGUUUUACAAACAUCAGGUAUGGCAAGUUAAGUUGCGGCUAUGGAGAGUAAAGGAUCAAAUGUUUUUACAUCCGCGCGCAUGCCACAAGCAGUACCGUUGUCACCCGGCCACAGACCGGGCUGUGAUGAGUUUCAGUCCAGCCAGCGGCAGAGAACUCGCACGCACAAACACAAGCAUUGUCUGCCCAUUCAGCUGCUGGUAACUCUACUUGCGCAAGCACAUACAGUUGAAAUCAUAUUGGAAUCAUGGCUUCCAAGUGAAAGUGUAAUAAAUUGUGUACAAGUAUUUGAGACAAAACUAGAAGUAUUACGGCGUGCAGAAUGGCAUGAAUGCCAGAAUGUUGGUCACAACUUCAGUUUUAAGCAAGUCAACUGUGCACACAAUCGUACGAAAAAAGGAUUCUAUGAAAAUUUUAUAUAACUCUGAUGCUAUUGGUUGUACUAGCGGGAAUAUAUUUGACAUUAGAUACCGGAACAUAAAUUAACAGGUGAUUCACGUGGAAAAGGUGUUAAAUUAAUGGUGCAAUGGAAAAAAAAAACCUCUGGUCUGACAGAAUUGGUAUGAACCAAGUGGUGAUACGCAAAUUAGCACUUUAAUUUUUGAAAAAUUAAAAUGUAAAUAUCCGGACAGUAAUAUCAGUUUCACUGCCAGUAAAGGAUGGUAUGGAAAGUUCAGGAAAAAGUAUGUGACGUGAAUUGAAGAUCACCUCUGGGCGGACAAGCCAACCAGCCGACUGACGAUAAGUACGUAACCACCUAUCUGUCGUUACACGGUUCGCAUUUGUCAUACAAAGUAUUUGAUGGUGGGCUUAUAUAGAUCAAUUUGUGACAUUUAUCGUUGAGUGUUAUUCUACACAUUUAAAUUACAUAAAGAAUAUUUCCCAACACAUUUUGGAACACAAGUAAAUUAGCCGUGCUAUUUAUGGAAAAUACGCAAUUUCGAAUAACACAAACAUUUUUAGAAAUGCAUUAGUUGUGCUAAGUAAGGGAUUGGUGUACAGUGUAAUGUAAUUUUUGCAGGUUCUUAGUAAUAAGUAAUAAUCGUGUUCUUUAAGUUGGAUGAGAGUAUGCCUAUGACCCUUUGAACUAUGUCAAGCCGGUUUUUGCUAUGUUUAAUUUUUAUUCCAAACUUUGGUUGAGUCUGGCUCUCCAACCUUUUGAAUCAUGUGACAUAGUUCUAAGCAUUGGAACAAGACAUUUAAAGUCUAAUUGGGCUCUACAAAAGCAUUGAAAAGAUUGAGUCAAAUUUCCACAAACCAUGGACAGUGAUGAUUUUCAGUAGUUUAUUCAAAAGUCCUCAAAUUAAAUGUGAUGCAGUAUGUCCUCCACAUCAUUGUGUACACUUCAGCCACUAAUAAAAAUACAUACACCUAUCCCUCACUUAUCACGACUAAUUCGUUCCUAAAAAUACUCGUGUUUUUCGAAAUAGCGUAUUCUGAAGCAUUAGUUUUCAUAAAUAGCAAGGCUAAUUUAUUUAAUGUGUUCCAAAAUUGUGUGGGAAAAUAUACUUUCCUUAAUAUAAAUGCGUUGAAUAACACUCAACGAUAAAUAUGUCACACCAUUUAUCUUUAUAUGCCUCCCAUUGCGUUUUGUACGACAUAUAUGACACCGCGUAAUGGGAGAUACGUGAUUAUGUACUUUAUCGUCAGUCGGCUGGCUGACUUCCCCGCCCGGGCUUGACCUUCAAAUGACGUCACAUACCUUUCCAAACCAUCCUUUACUGACAGUGAAACCGAUACUGUCAGGAUAAUUACAUUUUAAUUUUUAAAAAAUUAAUGUGCUUAUUCGCGUAUCACACCUGGUUCACACCAAUCCUGUCAGGCCAAUUAUUAUUUUUUUCAUUGCAACAUUCAUUUAACAACAUUUCCCACGCGAAUCAUCUGUUCAUUUCUGUUCCAGUAUCUAAAGUCAAAUAUAUUCCUGCUAGUACAACCAACAGCAUCAGACUUAUAUAAACUUUUGGUAAGAGUCCUUAUUUCGUAUGAUUGUGUGCACAGUUGACUUGUUUAAAACUUAAGGGCGACCAACAUAAGCGUGGCCUUCGUGACAAAAUGUGCGCCGUAAUACUUCUAGUUUUGUCUCAAGUACUUGAACACGAUGCAUCAUGAGUGAUCAAGUACGUACAGUUACCGGCAGCUGAAUAGGCAGAAUUUGCUUUUGUUUGGGUGAAUUCCCUGCCACUGGCUAGACUGAGUUCAUGGCCGGGUUUGUGGCCAGGCAACAAUGGUAUGGCACGGCGGCAUACGUGCGGACGUAAAAAACAUUUGGUCCUUUACACUCCAUAGCCGCAAUUUAACUUGCCACAGCUGAUGUUUGGUUUCUACAAUAGCCGAUAGCGUAGACAGACCUGCACGCGCAUCUCUUCCCCCUUUGUUUGGCUGACUGUAUUCCACUGCACAUCUGUUUGCAGAAGUUGAAACAGGCUUCGUGGCGUCGAUUUGCCUUUUUUUUUUCCUGCCUGCCGAGAUUUUGUGCUAACUAAUUUACAGACGUGCUAUUCAAGACUGGGGCAGUACAAUUGACAUCGCGCUAAAUGAAUUUGUGCAAUCUGAAGACGUGCUAAGCGAGGGAUAGGUGUACUGACGUUGGCCUAAUGACUUGUACCCACACAUCGGAUGUACAGGAGCACUUUUAAGUUUUUAUUAAAAAUUAUAUGGGUGUGUGUAAUUACAAUGCUAAAUCUUAUUCUGAUUCAAGCGUAAAACAAAAAUACGUCAUUUUCCGUUUGGACUAAUUCAAAUAUUUAAAAUUUAGGUGUGUUGGUGAAGUAUGGAACUUUUCUUAGCCUGCUGCCAAUUUUCACUGAUCAGACCCAGAGCAUGUACUCAUGUACAUUCAUUCGCAGUAAAAUGCAGCUAUAUUUUUUUACAAAGAUUGAUUUCAAAAGUUUCAAUUAUCUUGAUCGUUUGAACCACCAAAAUUCUGACAUUUGCUUGGGGAAAGAAGCUCAUGCAUUUAUAUUUAAUGUAGUUUAUAUGUUAUUAAUAAAAUAUAAUUUAUGUAGAUUGUUAUAUAAUUUGAUGUAAGAACCUUUUCAGUACACGUACAGGAAUCUUAAUUUAUUCUUUUGUUACUGGUUAGAUCCUUGUGGAUGCGUUGGGACCUGAAACGUGGCGUAAUGUGUCGCAGGCAAGUGGUGGGGAGCUCGGGACAAGCAGCCUGUGAUCGCGAUACACGGCUGGCAGGACAACGCCGGCUCCUUCGACACCCUCGU